This is a messenger RNA of Musa acuminata subsp. malaccensis (wild Malaysian banana), 1637 nucleotides long. Its product is annotated as KH domain-containing protein SPIN1-like. The record is from RefSeq and is a predicted model, not a curated record. Gene Ontology annotation, cellular component: nucleus. Gene Ontology annotation, biological process: regulation of mRNA splicing, via spliceosome. Gene Ontology annotation, molecular function: mRNA binding. NCBI's taxonomy places the organism in Eukaryota, Viridiplantae, Streptophyta, Magnoliopsida, Zingiberales, Musaceae.
GCUUGACCAAAAAGAGGGCAGCAGCUUUGUGGCCAAAUCCCCACAGAUCUGUGCCGUAUGCUUUUUCUAUUACACCUCCAGGGAAUCCUAUGAUCUCGUUCUUCCUGUGACACAGACAAUGCUCAAAGUUCUUCAUGUUAAUCUUGGAUUGCUCUGCACAUCAUAAUGGUGAAGUAGGGAAGGUUAAGAGACUGAGCUAUGUCUGUCUAUAAACACCCUUUUAACUUCAUUUGAGUGUUGCAGACUCUCUGCUUCAAUGGUGAUAUGGUUUGUGUUCCCAUCCCCCCACCUCUUCCAACAUGGAGUGCAAAAGUUGUGGACAUGAUCCUUGAAGCCCAUGCACCUAUUUGAGCUUCCUCAGACAAGUGAAUCCGAAUGAAUCCAUGGGGCCACUCAUUAAUCAUUUCCAGUAACUCCUUUGCUACUUCCAUUUAUAUCUCAUGUGAGUUGCAAGGUUGGCCGCAUUGAGAGAGAGAGAGACAGAGAGGGGGGCUGAAGCCUUCCUCUAACACCCAAAACUGCACCUUUCUUUCCGUCUUCCCAUCACUUUUGUCUCUGCUUUGCUUUCCUCUUUUCUCUGAAGCACCAUUCUUCCCUCCACCAGCAUGUCAGGUUUGUAUACUUAUAGCUUCUCCCCUGCUAGAACUGCCUCCUCUCAGACGGGAAGCAUAGCAUAUACAGACAGUCAGUACUUGGCAGAGCUGUUGGCAGAACACCAGAAGCUUGGGCCUUUCAUGCAGGUUCUUCCUAUAUGUAGCCGAUUGUUAAAUCAAGAGAUAAUACGAGUCUCAGGCAUGGUUUCCAACCAAGGAUUUAGUGACUGUAACCAGCUGCAGCACAGAAGUAGGAGUGCCAUGGCUACUCCUAACCUUAUUUCUAAUGCCGGAGGGACUACUUUUGCGGGAUGGAGGGGACCUCCACAGGAGAUAUUAGGUUGUCCAGAAGGUGUAACAAUGGAUUGGCGAGGAGCACCUACAGGUCCAAAUUCAUGCAUUAUAAAGAAAAUAUUGCGCUUAGAAAUUCCAGUAGAUGCAUGCCCUAAUUUCAAUUUUGUCGGCCGCCUUCUCGGACCAAAGGGUAAUUCUCUGAAAAGAGUUGAAGCAUCAACCGGAUGCCGUGUUUACAUUAGAGGAAAGGGUUCAAUAAAAGAUCCUGGCCAGGAGGAACAACUACAGGGAAGACCAGGUUACGAACAUUUGGAUGACCCAUUGCAUAUCCUGAUUGAGGCCGAGCUACCUGCGAAUGUCAUCAAUACAAGAUUGCGACAGGCACAUGAUAUUAUAGAAGAGCUGUUGAAACCUGUGGAUGAAUCACAUGAUUAUCAUAAGAGACAGCAGCUUCGAGAAUUAGCCGUGUUAAAGUCGGGUUUAAGAGACGACAACAAUCCUCAUCCAAGUCUCAAGAGUUCCUUCAUUCUAUAGUGGAGUGAAACCAGCAAACAGAGCAUGGUAGAAAUAAUUAUUCCUCUUCUACAGUUCCAAUUUUCAUGCAACCCAUCCUUGCAGAAAUGGUUGCUGUGAAUCUGUGACCUAUGGAGAGAAGGUUUCAUUAGCAGAGUCUGAUGUCACAAAACUUAUGCUGAUAUAUGGUUGCUGUAAACCUAUAAUAUUCAUUCUAUUCGUUUUCUCUCUGUGGUC